Molecule: messenger RNA, 1551 nt
Organism: Erythranthe guttata (spotted monkey flower)
Lineage: Eukaryota; Viridiplantae; Streptophyta; Magnoliopsida; Lamiales; Phrymaceae
Product: pfkB-like carbohydrate kinase family protein
Biological process (GO): fructose metabolic process
Cellular component (GO): cytosol
Molecular function (GO): fructokinase activity
Source: RefSeq, a predicted model, not a curated record
UAAUAAUAAUAAUAUUAAUUUCUCUCCCGGUUUUGCAUUUCUCAAUCCAACAACCCCAAAAGUUGUUUUCCACUAUUCGUAUUCAAUUCGCUAACGACCAACUUUUUCUUCUUUGCGUGAAUUUUGUCGCCGAUAACUCAAAAAAGUCCACCUUUUUUUUGUUUUUUGCCCCCUCUUCCAAGCUUUGAUCGCUGCUCUGCCAUGGCUGAAAACCCCAUUUCUGGUGACUUCAAUUCUCUUUCGCUGAACGAAAAUGGAGGUUCGGUUGAGGCGGGCCAUCUCCCUCUCGUUGUUUGCUUCGGCGAAAUGCUGAUCGAUUUUGUGCCGACAGUUGGCGGAGUUUCGCUCGCUGAAGCUCCUUCCUUCAAGAAAGCGCCAGGUGGCGCCCCUGCUAACGUAGCUGUUUGUAUAGCCAAGUUAGGAGGCUCUGCAGCUUUUAUCGGAAAGGUAGGAAAUGACGAAUUUGGGCACAUGCUAGCCGAUACAUUGAAAGACAACAAAGUCGAUAAUUCCGGUGUUCGAUUCGACCACAAUGCAAGAACUGCAUUGGCUUUUGUCACACUCAGAGCAGACGGCGAACGAGAAUUCAUGUUCUACCGUAACCCUAGUGCCGACAUGCUUCUGCACGAGUCUGAACUCGAUACAGAUCUCAUUAAAAAGGCUACCAUAUUUCACUACGGUUCGAUCAGUUUGAUCGAAGAGCCAUGCAAAUCGACACAUCUUGCUGCAAUGGGCAUUGCCAAGAAUGCGGGUAUUUUACUAUCUUACGACCCGAAUCUGAGAUUGGCCUUGUGGCCUUCGGAAGAUUCCGCUCGAGAGGGCAUCAUGUCUGUGUGGGACCAAGCUGAUUUUAUCAAGAUAAGCGAAGAGGAGAUUUCGUUUUUGACCCAAGGUGACGACCCGCAGGAUGAUGAUGUGGUGAUGACUAAGCUUUUUCAUCCUAAUCUUCGUCUUUUGCUCGUGAGUGAAGGGAAAGCUGGCUGCAGAUAUUACACAAAGAAAUUUAAGGGAAGAGUUCCUGGUGUGAAAGUGAAGUCCGUUGACACAACCGGUGCCGGUGAUGCAUUUACGGGCGCUGUACUUUUCUGUUUAGCAUCAGAUGUGAAUCUUCUUGAGGACGAGGAAAAGUUGAGAGAGGCUCUUGUGUUUGCAAAUGCUUGUGGGGCCCUCACGGUGACUAAGAACGGAGCUAUUCCGGCCCUACCUACGAAAGAGGAAGUCGAACAAAUUAUCGGGCAAGUUUCUGAGUGAGAAGAAACAAAUGCAGUAACUAUCAUUUCAUUUCUUGUAGUUAUUUUUUUAAAAGAAAAUUAAUUUCUGUUAUUACUUAUUAGUAAUAGGAAAAUAGGGGAGGGGCGAAUUCGAACCCGAGAACGUGACCCUAAAUAAUAAAGGCUGCUUAUCGUCUCGAUUGAUGUAUCGGUUCUUGUAGUUGUGAAUGAACAAUUAACAAUACAAUCAGCAAAAUUUGUCACCAUUUUAAUGUUUGUUGGAUUCUAUGCUGAAAAAAAGCUAAUUCUGAAGUUUUGAUUAAAUGACAUUUGUUUGAUU